Molecule: messenger RNA, 1671 nt
Organism: Boeremia exigua
Lineage: Eukaryota; Fungi; Ascomycota; Dothideomycetes; Pleosporales; Didymellaceae
Product: PAPA-1-like conserved region-domain-containing protein
Exons: 5
Coding region: 100-1671 (523 amino acids)
Biological process (GO): chromatin remodeling
Cellular component (GO): Ino80 complex
Source: RefSeq, a predicted model, not a curated record
CAAGACGACGAGCUUCAGAUAUCGCAGCAACUCCACCUGGCCAGGCCGGGCUCCGUCGCAUCCCACCACGGCUCUCGCUGGAUCCCGCGGCCGCCUGCCAUGACGGACCGCGCAGCCAAGCGCCUGCGGCGGCUCAGCACCGAGUACGAGACGUCGGAGGAUAACCACGAGUGGAACACCAGCAGUGCCCCGACCGCCUCGUCCACCCGCCCGCGCCGUGGCACCGCCGGCCGCGGCGAUGCGCCCGCCACCAUCCAGCGCUCGUCGCCCGAGGAGACGCGCCAGACGCUGUCGCUGACGGUCAAGUCGUCGCCCACCAAGCUGCGCCAGGCCACGGGCGCCCCCGCCGUGAGCAAGGGCAACCUGAGCCGCACCAACAUCGUCUCGGGCAAGCGCGCCUCGCGGAGCAGCCGCGUCGUGCACGAGGUCGACAGCGAGGACGACGCGAACGAGGACGACGUCGACGACGCCGAUGCCAUGGACCUCGAUGACGACGACGACGAGGAGGACGCCGACGGCAGCGACGACGACGACAUGGACGCCGAGGGCGACGAAGACGACGACGAGCCCAUCGCCGUGCCCGUCCACAAGCCCGUCCCCGUCGCCCCCAAGCCCAAGAUCAGCCUCACCAAAGCCCAGGACGCCGUCGAAGCCAAGGAGCUCGCCCUGUCCGACGACGACGACGAGCUCAGCGACCCCGACUCCUCGCUCGACGAGCUCGACGACGCCGAGGGCGACGACGACGACGCCGAGGGCGAAGACGACGACGACCUCGCCGGCCCGGAGCCCGACGUCGAAAUGGACUCGGACGACGACCUCAGCGGCCAGCCCCCCGACCUGACCAAGCUGACCCGCCGCCAGCGCGCCGUCCUCGAGCAGGAGGAGGACGGCUCGCUGCUGGCCCUCAGCAACGAGGCGCAGAAGAAGAAACACCUCACCGCCGAGGAACACGCCAUGCGCCGCGCCGAAAUGGCCCGCCGCCGCAAGAAUCUGAGCGAGAAGCGGAACGAGGAGGAGAAGCUCGACACCAUAAACCGCCUCCUCAAGAAACAGCCCCCGAAGCGCGGCCGCAAAUCCACCGCCGCCGAGCUCGACGAGUCGGGCCAGGAAAUCGAGAGCGAUGCUGACCGUGCCAAUCCGCUGUUUGUGCGCUACGUGCAGAACGCGAAAGGCGUGUGCGUGGGCGUGCCCGAGGAGUGGCUGGGCGCGCCGGUGGGGAGGGUGUUUGCGGGGGAUGUGGUGAAGGGUUUGCUGGUGGGCUGUGAUACACCGUCGACACACCGCCGAUCGAGAGGGGUGGUGGUGGUUUGUUUGGUGGUUUGUUUGGUGGAGGAGGUGGUGGUGGAGGAGGAGGAGGAGGAGGAGGUAGAGGAGGAAUUGGAGGAGGUAGAGGAGGAAUUGGAGGAGGUAGAGGAGGAAUUGGAGGAGGUGGAGGAGGAGGAGGUAGAGGAAUUGGUGGAGGUGGAGGACGUGGAGGAGGUGGAGGAGGAGGAGGUAGAGGAGGAGGAGGAGGAGGAGGAGGAGGAGGAGGAGGAGGAGGUAGAGGAAUUGGCGGAGGUGGAGGAGGAGGAGGUGGAGGUGGAGGAGGAGGUGCAAGACAAGACGAGUGUAAGGCAAGUGCAAGGCAAGUGCUGCAAUAGUGAUAGCAGUAGCGAACCGGGGUUUGCUUAG